GUAAGUUUUGAACAGAACGAAACAGGAAGAUCUGAUAUCCAUACAUCAAGGAAAUUUGUCAUGGACAAAUUGUGGGAGAAAGCAGUGACCAAUACUGGCAUUCCAUAUUACAUCAACCAUAUUUCAGAGAGGACACAAUGGGACCACCCAGAGUUUGUCAAAGCGUUAUGGAUGCUGGACGACCUGGGCAGCAUCCAGCUUGCAGAGUACAGGGCAGCCAUGAAGCUGAGAAUGCUGCAAAAACUCCUCAACUUGGAUUUCGUUGACCUGUCAACAAUCAAUUCAGCUUUUGAGCAGCAUGGUUUCCCUUGUCGCAGCGACAGCUUUCUGAGCAUUUCUGAGCUGUACAGCAUCAUCUAUGAGGUGUUCUAUAUGACGUAUUCCCGUAGACACAGUAGCAUGGUGAAUGUGGAAGCUAGUACAGAUGUAGUUGUAAACUGGAUAUUCAAUCUGUGUGACAUGGGUCGCGCUGGAUACGUCAAAGUUCUUUCUGCCAAGAUAUGCACAGUGGCACUCUGUGCAAGCCAACUCACUGAAAAAUACCAGUACUGGUACCAGCAACUGGCUGACAGAGCAGGGGGCAUCAGUCGUCACAACAUGAUAACCUUCCUUCAAGAUCUCAUUAGGAUAACGGAGCUAAUCAAUGAAAGUGCUUCUUUAGGUAGAAAUGCCGUGGCUGCCGUCAACAGCUGUUUUGCUACGGUAAUCGGAACCACUGUCUCCCAGGAUCGUUACAUGAACUGGCUGAUGGCUGAACCACAGACUAUAGUGUGGUUACCCACAAUGCACCGCUUGGCAGCCUCUGAGAAUAUGAGACAUGAAGUUAAAUGCAACAUCUGCAAGAUGGUCCCCAUCAUCGGACUCCGCUUCAGGUGCAUGAAGUGUCUCAACUAUGACAUGUGCCAGGAUUGCUUCUUUGUCGGCAUGGCAACCAAGAAACACAAACUCUCCCACCCAACUCAGGAGUAUGUCUUCGGGACUUCUUCUAAGGAAGACCUACGAGCCUUUGCCAAGACUAUCCGCAACAAGCUGAGUAAGAAACAUGGCCGCCGUGCCAAACCCAACUACCUGCCCAUAGAUGAUGGUAUCCCAGAUUCCUACUCAUACAGGGAUCCCUUAGAGCGGAAGGUUGACAUGCAUGUUCGCCUCGGCCACAUUUCGGAAAAAUUAGCUGCAGUUGAAGACAUGAAACCGGCCCGUCCAUCCUCUGACACAACUACCCCCUCACCUGAUAGUUGGACACGCCCAUCUGAAACCUCCCCCGAGUCGGGUAGGUCGUCAUCCAGAGGUCAGAAAUCCUCGGCAGACCGGUCCAAGGAACACAGAGACCUGGAAGACUUGAUAGAUGUGCUGGAGCGAGAAAACGAGGAGCUCAUCAAUGAUAUAGAACAGCUGGUCAGGAGAGGAAAGGCAGCAGCUGUUGACAGCGAACCCAGUGAUGAAGAUGGUGCUGAAAGUAACUAUGGAAACGGGUCCAGUGAUGAUGAGGCAUCGGAUGCGGAGGGAGAAAUGAUUCAAGCCAAGCAGGAAGUACUGGAGGAGCAGAACAGACAGUUAGAGAUGCAGCUGAGGACGCUGAAGGAGCUUCUCAAACAGAAGCAAAGUCCUCCAAAAGCCAGUAAAUCCAUACACGUGCCAAGCCUCCCAGCCCCUCCCCCUCAUUAUCAUACUUCACCCAUGAGUGGCAGACUUGAUCAUACAGCUCCACCCAGGCUACCACCUCAUCAUGCUGUCAUCCAAUCACAACGCAGCAUUGGUAUGACUGAAAAUGGACAUGCUAAUGUUAUUAUUCCUGCAGCGCAUAAUGCCUCAGUGGUCAACCAGUCAGCAGCAGCUGUGCUAAAAAAUGACAAAUACAAAUCCCUUCCCCUUAGCAUGAUUAACCAAUCACCUUUAGGUGCUGUUAAAAAUGACAGAGGAAGUCCCUGCCCACCUGUAAGUUUUGACCAAUCAGGAGUUACACCAGGAACAAACACACAACUAGCCAACGAAACCAUGACUCCCGGAUUGAGUGAUAGCACCGUGGCCCGCCCACGGUACCCCAAGAAUCAGUCUGCAAUGACUCCGGGCACAUUUGCAUCGAGGAGGCUCCUCCCGACCCACCUGACUGACCAAUCAACAGUGAUGUUUCCUAACCUGUCUGCAUCAAGGGUGUUUCCUCCUGAAGAGGCCGCAAUGCAUGAGAUUUUGCAGAGAUUGAACGAUGCUUAUCCUGUGAAUGUACACGAUGAGCCAUCCUCCUCGGAGCUACUGCCACACCCUUCCUACAAGCCACCUCCCACCUUUAUGCGAACUAGGCGGCCUCAUGGAGCACACGAUAAUCCUAAGGACAUGAUUGAUGCAGUAGCCCGCAUCGGCGAUGCCAUGUCAACGCUUGUUGCUAGGGUGACUGACAGACCCUCUGGGAUGUAGAGGUCAACCCGAUUGGAUCAAGGAUCAGCCAGUUGCAAUGCUUUAGCAAUUAAACUCAGGUGUGGAUCAUGGGGCCCAAUUGCAGAAGCUACAUUGCACAGUGAUAUCAUGUUGACUGAGAUUUUUUCACUCGUUAAGAAGCAAAAUUUAGGGAAUACGUAGUCCUGUCCACUUGUCCUAAUCAGUCCAACUUUGAAAACAAAGAGUGUUGAAAAGAGUGAAUAAAAAGGAGAGCUUAUUUCCAGGAUCACCUCAGUGUGCAUUGUCAUGACAUGAAGUCCAUGUAAAUGCAAACGUAUGAUCCAACUCAACAAAAUAAGUCACAGGUUAUCAGAGAUACUUUUGAGUUCUAAGCCUUUACAAGUAUCUUGCACAACGUAAACCACUGGGAACUCUCUUUUUUUACCCACAUAAUGUCCAUUUUCAUGAGGAUACCAAACUUUGUGAUACAUCAAUAAUACAAGGAGUCAAAUUUGCUCCGUCUAAUGCACACCGAAACAACAUAAUGAAAAAUGAUCUUUGUUCUGUUUUGCGGGGGGGACGCGGUCCGUGCCCGUGAACGAAUCUAAUAUGCAACACAGUUUUUCAGAAAGAAUGUGUGUGGUGAUCGUUUCUUGAGAUUUGACACCUUGUUUUGAAUUUUUGUUGAAACAUGCACACUGAAAUUACAUAAGAUUAAUAACAGUCUUGGUUUUUCCUAGCAGGCUGAAUUCAUGGGAUUUAAAUUUCUGGAUAAGAUUUUGUUGCUUUCAUCUUCAUUCUUGUAUGAAUCUGCUUUGUGUUGGGUAUAUUUAUGACUCUGCAGCAAAAUGAAUGAAUUUUAUAAACAGAUUUAUAAACAUUUUACUGAAUGGAUCCCACAAAACAAACGAUGAAUGUCAGUAUUAGAAGUACCAGAAAUUUGAUAUCAUUCCACGAAACUUGGCAUUUCUUGACGUCGUUCUUUCUUAACUCAGACUGGAGUUUAGCAUUUUUAAAACGAGACUGGUCACAGUUUUUUAAAAGAAAGUUUUCUACGGUGUGUAUUCUUUAAUCAGUUUUUUAUAUACAUGUACUACAGUUUGCAGAAUGGAUUUUUGAUCGAUUCUGUCUUUGGAGAGAUAUAUAUUUUUACAACUGAUAUGAGUUCAGAAGUUGGCCUCAUCAUUUUUUGAUGCUAACAUUUGAUACAGUUUUAUAAAUGAUUUUACAUUCACUUGGGGUUUCCACUUUUGAAGCAAAAUGUAUGUUUAAGAUUCAUAUUCAGAAAAAAAAUGCUUGACGUGUCUCACUGGUGUCGUAAAUGCUGUUAAGGCAAGUACAUCAAAUCACCGAGAUAAAAUUAAAAUGGUCAGCUUGUCUGACCAAACAUGAGGAAUAUGGA
Molecule: messenger RNA, 3775 nt
Organism: Acanthaster planci (crown-of-thorns starfish)
Lineage: Eukaryota; Metazoa; Echinodermata; Asteroidea; Valvatida; Acanthasteridae
Biological process (GO): synaptic signaling
Cellular component (GO): plasma membrane
Molecular function (GO): zinc ion binding; protein binding
Source: RefSeq, a predicted model, not a curated record